Molecule: messenger RNA, 2319 nt
Organism: Myxocyprinus asiaticus (Chinese sucker)
Lineage: Eukaryota; Metazoa; Chordata; Actinopteri; Cypriniformes; Catostomidae
Product: probable mitochondrial glutathione transporter SLC25A40
Exons: 11
Coding region: 276-1316 (346 amino acids)
Biological process (GO): mitochondrial transmembrane transport
Source: RefSeq, a predicted model, not a curated record
ACAAGCACAUGUGACGUUGUGUAAGCGCGUGAAAUAGCAAAAUUGUGUGAAUUCAUCGAUAUCUUUCGAUUAUAUCAUCGUCCCCGAUUGGCAUUGGUUUCUUUUCUCGGGUUUAGCUGCUAUUCAAUGUUGACAUCAUUUAAAAAGUUUACCUGAUAACAGUUGACUGAUUGUUGAUGAUUAGCUUGUGAAAGUAAAUGUAAUCAGGGGGUGUGUUUGUGUUCAGAUCUAUUAGGAACAUGUGAUUCCGAAGAAGCAAAAAUAAAGGCUUUGAGAUGACCUCUCCAAAAAGUUCCCCAGAACCCACGGAGGGCAUUACACCUUUCCAGCAGAUGGUGGCGUCCUGCUCUGGGGCAAUUAUUACAUCACUGUUCGUAACUCCUCUGGAUGUUGUGAAGAUAAGACUGCAAGCACAGAAGAAUCCUUUUCCCAAAGGAAAAUGUUUCGUGUACUGUAAUGGCUUGAUGGAUCAUUUAUGUGUCUGUGAAAAUGGAAAUGGAAAGGCAUGGUACAAAGCAGCCGGUCAUUUCAACGGCACUGUGGAUGCCUUCAUUAAGAUUAUACGCCGGGAGGGAGUUAGAUCUCUGUGGAGCGGCCUUCCUCCAACACUAGUGAUGGCGGUGCCUGCGACCAUGAUCUAUUUUACAUGUUAUGAUCAGCUGUGUGCUGCUCUGAAGGUCAGGAUGGAAGACAGAUCAGACUUGGCGCCGCUAUUGGCCGGUGCUAUCGCAAGAGUGGGCUCGGCCACAGUAAUCAGCCCCCUGGAGCUGAUCCGCACAAAGCUUCAGUCUGAGAAACAGUCGUACCGGCAGCUGAGCGCUGUGAUCUGGUCUUCAUUGCACAACGAAGGCUGGCAGUCUUUGUGGAGGGGCUGGGGUCCCACACUACUCCGAGACGUCCCCUUUUCAGCGAUGUACUGGUAUAACUAUGAGAAGGGUAAAGCCUGGCUCUGUGAAUACUACGGCUCUUCCAAUCCAACCUUUACUAUCACAUUCAUAGCUGGAGCACUGUCUGGAUCGAUUGCAGCGAUCGUCACACUGCCGUUUGACGUGGUGAAAACGAGACGACAGGUGGAACUGGGUGAACUGCAGGCAAUGAAUUUGUCUACGCAAGUCUCGUCCAGCACAUAUAAUGUGAUGAAAAGGAUAGUAUCAGAAAAUGGUCUGUUGGGACUGUUUGCAGGUUUUAUGCCAAGGCUGAUUAAAGUGGCUCCAGCGUGUGCCAUCAUGAUCAGCACAUAUGAGAUUGGAAAAGCUUUCUUCCGCAGACACAACCAGGAGAAACAAAUGGUGACCAGACUGCAGCCCAGUGCCUGAUCUCACGCACGCGCACACACACACACACACACACACCUGAGACACAGGAGCUACUCAGCAAAUCACUAAAUUACAAACAACAUUUAAUCACAGGACUUUGUUUAAAUGCAUUAGAAAAAUACAUUUUCACAUCAUGCAUUUAUUGUGGGCUUCUGUCUGUAGCAGAUAUUAAUUCAGAUCUGCUGCUGUGAAAUGAUCUGCCAUUUAGUAAAUAUUCAUUUAAAAGUGUAAAGGAGGAACAUGAUGCACAUCUUUUGGGUAUUUUUCUAUCAUCUAAAUUAUGCAGCUUCUACUUGGAUCAAAAUCAGAACAUUUAAUAUUCUCUAUUCUUUUAUUUAUUGAUGAAAAGAGGUGAAGAAAAAAUCUUUUUGACAAAUUUUAUUCUCGCCAAACACUAAUACAUCCCAGUGUUUAUUACAGUGAUUUUAAUCUAAAUGUUAGAUUUUUAUUCAAAUGUUUAAGGUUAAAUAUCUCAAUAGUCUUCUGUUUGGUUAUUUGUUAUUUCUGUUAUAAGUUUGUGUUAAUAAAUGAAGACAUUGUGUGUGAAUGGUGCCAAAACUCCUGAAACUAAAGCAACUCUAUUGUGUUAAGGCUAUAUUUUAAACUGAACAGUGUGUUGAAAUAAUUUAAAACAUAUUGAUCCUGACCUUACAAAGUAAGAUUGGACAACAGCAUUUAAAAUAGUAGAACUGUAUGUAAUUUUUAAAAUGCAUAAGUGAUUAAACAUUUUGUCUUUUUAUUUAUUUUUAUUCCAUUCCGAACAUAGCCAGUGUAACUUAAAAGAAAUAUUCCAUAGCAUUUGUGGCAUAAUGUUGAUUACCACAAAAAUUCAUUUUGACUUGUCCCACUUCUUUAAAAAAAAGCAAAAAUCUGGGUUACAUAUAAUGGCAGUGAAUGGGGCCAAAUUUUGAACAUUAAAAUACACGCUUUUCAAAAAGUAUAGCCACAAAACAUAAUAUUGCAUGUAAACAUCAUUUUAUUGCAAUAAAAUCACUUGCUGAUG